Molecule: messenger RNA, 703 nt
Organism: Stegodyphus dumicola
Lineage: Eukaryota; Metazoa; Arthropoda; Arachnida; Araneae; Eresidae
Gene: mRpL54
Product: mitochondrial ribosomal protein L54
Cellular component (GO): mitochondrial large ribosomal subunit
Molecular function (GO): structural constituent of ribosome
Source: RefSeq, a predicted model, not a curated record
GUAGUUAAAUAAUUAUUUUUGUUUUAUGAGUGUUGAUAAUGUAACUUUAAAUACUGUAAUGUCUUUCUUAGCCAAAGUGGUUUCAUGUCAGCAUCUGUUGAAAUUUUCUUUGAAUACUGCUUUCAAAACUGGCGAACGGUGUUUUGCAAAAACAAUUCUUGGAGCUAUUACUGGAAAAGCUAAGCUUUUAGGUGGUGCCUUUGAAAAGAAGAAACCACUACCUGUAGAAACAGAUCCUCAUAAACUGGUGAAUUAUUGCUGUGGGAGUAACAUUUACAAAGAAGGGGAAGAUGUAAAACUUAAGAGUGAUGAUGAAUAUCCUGAAUGGCUUUGGACAUUAAGACUUGGUCCUCCUCCUCCUUUGGAAGAAAUGGAUCCAAAUACUAAAGAGUAUUGGGAACGUUUCUUCUUUUUACAGCGAAUACGAAGUUUAAGACUGAAAGCAGCUAAAAUUAAGCAAAAGAAAUUUGUUAAUGAAGGAGAUAAAAUAUAUAAAUUACAUACAUUGAGAUUCCGUGCUUUGGCUUAUAAGAAAUAUGGAGCAGGAUAUGAUAAGCCUCCUAAAUUUGAUAAAGCAGGCUGGAGGAUAAUUUAAAAGGAAUGUGUAACUUAUUAAUUGUUAUUUUAGUUACAUUGUAAGAAAUGCUAUUUUUAAAUGCUUAUAAGAUUUGGCAGUCAUAAUAAAAUUUUUUUUUACUGCUAG